This is a messenger RNA of Pelmatolapia mariae (spotted tilapia), 1515 nucleotides long. RefSeq names its product NXPE family member 3-like. The record is from RefSeq and is a predicted model, not a curated record. NCBI's taxonomy places the organism in Eukaryota, Metazoa, Chordata, Actinopteri, Cichliformes, Cichlidae. Bases 1 to 1515 code for a protein of 504 amino acids. The transcript has 5 exons.
AUGCAUUAUGACUUCUGCAAGUUAAAAACGCUGUCCCCUAAGGAGGCUCAAGAAGAAGACCUCCUGCUAGAGUCUAUUACUUGGCCUGAAACGCCACCUUUAUCAUUUCCUCUUUCCCUGGAAAAGACCAGUGAUCCAGCCCACAGCACCUUCACCAUUCUUCCAAAGAGGGGAGGGGGCCAGUGGCGAAUAGGAGAUAAGCUGGAGGUUAUGAUUAACAUGAAGGACUUUCAGGGCCGUCCAAAAAAGUUUGGAGGAGAUGUUUUACUUGCCCGGCUGCACAGCCCAACUAUCGGUGCAGGUGUUGCAGGGGAAGUGGUGGAUCAUCUCAAUGGCUCUUACACAGCUGUAUUCUUUUUACUCUGGAAAGGAAGUGCACAAGUCCAGGUGACACUGGUUCACCCCAGUGAGGCAGUCACGGAGCUGCGCAGGCUGAACAGAGAACACCCUGACAGGAUUUUCUUUAAGAGCGUCUUCCAGUCAGGCUCAGUCACUGAAACUACCACCUGUAACAUAUGUUUGCGUCCGACCCAGAAGCCUCUGUGCAACUACACUGACCUCCGUACAGGCGAGCCCUGGUUCUGCUACAAGCCAGAUAAUCUGAGUUGUGAUGCCAGGAUGAAUUACUUCAAUGGAGGAUAUCAACAAAACAUCACAACCAUGGAGAAGCUUUUUCACAGUGGUGUCAACUUGAAAGUCUCCAUUCGAGCUUCAGGACCUGCAGGUGUCACCAUUUUUCCAAAAAUGAAAGGACAGUCAGAGGAGAAGAGCAGCAGUGAGGAGUCUGGACCCUCGGGCUAUUACUACCAAGAUGUUUGGCGAGGACUAGGUGGCACAAAAAUUCGUCAGUUCAACACUUCCUCGGCCAUCGCUCAGUGCCUGAAAGGCAAGGUGGUUCAUAUGUAUGGAGACUCCACCAUUAGGCAGUGGUUUGAACACCUUACAGCAACACUACCAGAUCUCAAGGAGUUUGACCUGAAUAGUGAGAAACAAGCUGGACCUUUCAUGGCCCUGAACUUUACAAACAACAUCAUGGUGAAGUACCGCUGCCACGGUCCUCCUCUCCGGAGCACUACUGUCCCAGCCAUUGAAUUGCAUUAUAUUGCCAACGAGUUAGACAGCAUGGUUGGAGGCAGCAAAACCGUUGUAGUACUUGGAAUCUGGGCACACUUUGGCACUUUUCCCUUGGAGUUCUACAUCCGGCGGAUGUUGUCCAUCCGCAGGGCAGUGGUGCGGCUGCUGUCCAGGGCUCCAGACACACUGGUGGUUAUUCGGACCGGAAACCCCAAAUCUUUAACAUGUUUCCUUCACUCAUCUACUAACAGUGACUGGUACACGCUGCAGCAACUCAAAGUGCUCAAGGCCAUAUUCAAAGGACUGAAUGUCCAUCUGGUGAAUGCCUGGGAGAUGGUCAUUGCCCACCACCUGCCCCAAGAACUCCAUCCACAACCUCCCAUUAUUAAGAACAUGAUUAAUGUUCUCUUGUCGUAUAUAUGCCCUGAAAAGGAUGGUUAG